Sander lucioperca (pikeperch) is the source of this 2294-nucleotide messenger RNA. It is a transcript of the gene tmem51b, whose product is annotated as transmembrane protein 51b. NCBI's taxonomy places the organism in Eukaryota, Metazoa, Chordata, Actinopteri, Perciformes, Percidae. The coding region runs from base 342 to 1211 and encodes 289 amino acids. The transcript is spliced from 3 exons. The record is from RefSeq and is a predicted model, not a curated record.
GAGGAAGUUUACGGUAGCGGCGCUAGGACCAAGCGGAAACAGGUCACCGACACAUUUUACAUGGGGAGAGGUUUCACUGGUUUCACUUCGGCUGGAAUUUGAACAAAGUUCCUCUUAAAAUCAUUAUUACCUGUAGCGGUAAACUUUGUAUAAAAAAAAAAGGAAACGCUUUGUGAUCUAAAACACAAAUCUCCGUUGACCGGGGCGUCAGUUGUUGCGUUUAUGUCUUCUUCCGUUUUUUCCCCUGUGAUCUUCCUGAAAACACCUGCGUGAUUCAGGUAACUCACCGGUGAAGAGGGAAGUUCUUGGGCACUGAGCGGCGAAAAGUUUGUCCUGCAGGGAUGUGUUCCAGUCGGGGUAUAUGCGGCGACAACCAUCGUCCUAACAGAUCCUCUGGCUCGGAAGGCUCCGGUUCAGGCGCUCACUAUGCCCUUUGCGCCCUGGGAGUAGGACUCAUCGCCCUGGGUAUCGUCAUGAUUGUGUGGACUGUUAUACCGAUGAGUGGAGAGGCCCCAACCGGGUCCCCCACCCCGUCAGGCAACUCCACCACAGGGCCUGGCGGCGCAGAUCGUGGGGAGGGCCAAGACACCAAGUCUUCAACAGUGGCUAUGGUGCUGGUUGGAGUUGGGGCAGCCAUGCUGUUUUUAUCUAUUUUCCUUGGUGUGAGAGGCAAGAGGAGACGACACAAUGCAAGUAGCACGCCAGCGGCAACAGGAGUCCCCCUUGUGACCCCUGUGGCACGGCAGCAGGAGUUAGCAGCUGCAGCGCAAAUGGCACAUAACGUGCCGAGCUACGACGAGGUCGUUGGCAGUAACAACUAUCCCGUCCGCCAGAGCAACCUUCGCCAUAGCACCUCCCAGCUGCCAUCCUACGAGGACAUCAUAGCUGCUGUGGAAAAUGAGGGAACAGAGCCCAAUGACAACCCCACCGAGGACACCCCUCUUAAUGAUGCCACACCAGCUCCGGCUGAACCUGCCGCUGAGCUCCAGGCUAACCCUCCUGGCCUUACAUCGAACAACAGCCUGCCCGCUCGCAGCAGCAGCCGGGCCAGCCGUUUACUACGGCCCCUCCGGGUGAGGAGGAUCAAGUCAGACAAACUGCACCUGAAGGACUUCCGCAUCCAAAUCCGCAGCCCCACACACAAUCCAGUGACCAUUGAACCCAUCACUCCACCACCGCAGUAUGACAAUAAGAUGCCUGAAUUAGGGUAGUGUCUCUCACUAAUUGCCUGCUCCCAAUGAAUAAAAAUAUCUGGACUAAUGAUAACAUUUCUGAGAACCCAUUUUCAAGGUUGGUAUUUAGUAGGUUAAAUGUGGCUGCGAGCAGCGUGAUGGAAGCCUGAAAUGAGAACAUUGUCUUUAUCACAGAAGCUUGUGAUUGGCAUAUUUAUUCUGUUAUUAAGCAUAACUAAGUCUGUGUGAAAGGAUCGGAUGUUAAAGUUGAGAUUUUGUUUUAGACAUGCCAUAACUUAUGUCAAACAUGGGACAGCCUUUUAGUUUUAAAGUGUGUAGCAAAGUGUGUGUUGAAAUAAACAAAACCCUAAACUAUUAUGUUUUUCACCUUACUAGGAAUUAAUGUUACUGUAUGUUGAUUCUAAUUAUUUGUGGAAAAAUGUAAACCAGAUUGUUGAGAUUCAAAAGGGCAAAAGGGAAAUUAAUUACCUGAGAGAUUUUUACCUGAGAGAUUUUAAAGUGGUAUUCAGUAUCAUAAGCAUUAGAUGUGCAAUCUUUAUUUGAUUUGUAACUAAAGGAAAUACACUAAGGCCAAGAAUGUAUGAUGUGUUAGCUGUUUUUUGUAAGUUGUUUUUAAAUCUAGUGUCUUAAACAAACUGGUUUUUGAAAAUGAAAAUGCCAUCUGUAGGACGUCCAGUGUGAACUGCAAAAUACUGGAAACACUGGAAACGAUUAUUAUAAAAACCGGAGGAAAACUAUUGGAUAUUCUGGUAUGGGAUGUUAACAAUUAAACAUGCAUUGCUUCAUAGGACUUUUAUAAGUAUUUAGAUGUGUAAACCAUGCUGUAUGAUGUUUGUAAUGGUGAAUAAAUGUUUUUCUAUUUCAUUUAGGAUUGUGUCAAGUGACUGUAAAUGAGUUGUGUUGUGUAUGUUAAAAUUCCUUAAACAUUGUACCACUUAGAUGCCAAAACAGUUUAAGUAAGUACAUCUACUCAAACACACAAAUAAGUUAUUUUUCCUUUUUUCUGAUCUUUCUUGCUGUAAGUUUUAAAGAUGUAUUUAUUUUGAAAGAGAGAAAUCUUAUCCUUGUACUUUUAGUUAAUAAAAUCUAACUGUAGAUGUA